Messenger RNA from Marchantia polymorpha subsp. ruderalis, 2661 nucleotides. The record is from the annotation of a GenBank genome assembly. NCBI's taxonomy places the organism in Eukaryota, Viridiplantae, Streptophyta, Marchantiopsida, Marchantiales, Marchantiaceae.
GAUGGUAUCGACGAGCUAAGAGGGGCGACCACACUGAGUAGUAAUAUCAUCCUGGACCGCAUUAAUGGAUAUGGAGUAUAAAAUUUACAAAAUAGGGAACUGUCGCAUGUUUGCCUCUCCACUUCUAAAAAUAAAGACGAGAACCCCGCAUUUCUUCACGCAAAGACAGAAUUUUCUUUACUCGAUGGGCUGCACCUAAAAACCUUUCCUCUUGAAAUUAAAGCUUAUCUAUCAUCUGCUACCCGAAGUCCCAACAAGAAGAAGCCUUCUAUCUCUCGGCUGAUCAGGUAGACAUGUCUCUGCGAGGGCUCAAUGCUGUGGUCCACCCUCAAGUGCUGCAAGGGGAGUGGGAGCAACUUGAGAGACUUAAGAUGGUUGGAAACAGGGGAGCCGUGACAUCUCAUAGGCAUUCGAGCGACACACUCGUGGCAAAUGACAGAGGAUAUGAAAUAGACCGAGGAAACAGGGUAACUAGCCCAUUCUUCCCUUCGUCAAUGUGGAUAUUCGUGCUUCUUCCCUUCUUUGGGCAGGAGUCGGAUUUGACUUGCGGUUGAUAACUUGUUCUUGGGAAAAUCGCAGCGAAGUUACGAGAGAACUCUACCCACAUUUAACCCUCGUAUAAAGAAGCAUUCUCAAUUCAAUACUUAUAUCACCCCUUGAAUCUGCAAAUGCGACGGGCGGAAUUGUUGGAAAUGAUCAUUGACUAAGGUAGCGGUGUUUGGACGAACCGGUGGAUCCGAAAAUGCGAGAUAAAGCUGUAUACAACAAGCAGCACAACUGCAGCAAUGUCAAAGAUGGUGAGCAGAAAUCCAUUGUGGUAUGCUGUGAUUGCCAAGUCUUCUGGAAGUGGUCCAGGAGCAAAUGUCCAGGAUGAUCAGCUGUGGCGAAGAUAGUUUCAACAUGUAAAAUCCUCGGAGAGUGGGCAGCGGACGCCAGGGAUAUCGUGUCGUGAGUAGGCCUAAUUUCAGCACAAUUCCAAUCAGUAGCUGAUUAUGGAGGGCCUGGGAACGAGGACGGACGAAGCACGUUUCGUUCACGGAAGAGAAAGUGUCGCACAACAAGUCAGCCUGUCAAAUGUUGAGGCUCCUCAGAGUGACAAGCUGUCAGUGCUCGACUUUCUAAUGAGCCGCCCUUUAAGUGAGCGCCCCUCAUUGGGGCCUGACACUGCUCUACUUUCCGGACCACACCGUUGCGGCAAGACAUCGCUUCUUCUGCAACUUGCAUACAACAUUGCUGCGCAGGGUUCGAAUUUUGUAGUCUUCAUAUGCAAACCACGUAAUUUUGACAGUGACAUCUAUUUAACUCAGGAUGUGGACUCUUCUUCCGAGAUUCUUGAUCGCAUUCAAAUCAAAUAUGUCCAUGAUGACGAGGAGCUUCGGAAGUUUUUUGCGGCUUUCCAUAUGCAUAUUACCCUGCCCACAACGCUUAUCGUGGAUGACUUCCUAGAUUUCUUCCAGGGAUGUGAUACCAUUCAACAAACUUCACGAGGACUGGUGAUUGCGAAAACCCUGUGUCUUGCUCAUAGUGCUAUCAGUUAUGCCAGUGAGCAAUACAAAACAACUGCGUCAUGCAGAUUGAUUUUAUCAGACUCACACUCCGGUGAUGGGCCUCGGCUAUCAUACAUAAUGAAAAGAUGGAUCAAUCAAACCUUCGUCAUAAAAGCUGUUCAUGAUACUUCUACCUUCACACUGGAACUGCAAAGCAGCCCGAUGGGCCCCCAGAAGGAGAAUGUGGUGGCAAAGUAUGUUUUGUCGCAGAAUCACCUCCGCUUUGAUGGCUGGGACGUCCUUCACAGAAACCACUGAGAAUGCGUUUGGAAAAUACGACCGGGAAGCCUUAGCUCGCCAAAUGGAAUAAUGAACCAUCAUAUCUUUGUCAGCUAUGGAGCAGAAGAACGACUAGUCGAAGACAGUUAUGCAACCUGGAAUUGUACCAAGACGUAGCUGUACCGUCUUGGAUACUUCUUCUUUAGAGUGUACGAUUAGUAUAAUUCAGUAGACUAAAUUUGUAGUACCUGCAUAGCAAAAGUAUUGGGACUAUCAUUCUCUUCAAGUGCUCGUCAUUUGUGACAUCUUAACCACGUGGACUGUCACUACUUGAUGACACUAGAGAAAUAAUUUUCGUGUCUACAGGAAAUUGUGGACAUGUAAGAAUACUGGUUCGGUGAUUGUAUUUGGAUAACCAAACAAAGACCAGCCAACGAACCAAAACCCCACCAAUAACUUAUAUUGCUCGGAGUUUUGGAGAAACAUCGUAUUCACUGAGAACCUGACAAAGGAGGAUCAGCAUUUUACGCUCAUAUACAUCCAGGCGAUGUCAUGCGGGCAAACGAAGUCAUACUUGGGUUAUCACGCUUAUGGUUCCAAAAACAGCCUCCGUCAAAAGUUAUAUUUAGUGUUGACCUCACACAAACUUGUGUAGCAAGGUCAUUGAAAGACCGAAGGCGUGAAUUUUUGUGGCUUCUGUAGUGAGGUAGGAUUUUCCUGAUUGACUCCUCAUGCUGUAAGUUUAGCAUUGGUGAUCAUCAGCUUUCCCCUUUGGACAACAGCUACUUUCUCAGUAUUAAACCUUGUAAAAAGCGUUACUAUGCAUCUGAUCUGCUGACUUUGUAGUGGGAAUACAAUAUCUGCGACGGACACUUAUUAUCUUAAUUCAAACAAC